Messenger RNA from Xylaria bambusicola, 469 nucleotides. RefSeq lists its product as uncharacterized. The record is from RefSeq and is a predicted model, not a curated record. NCBI's taxonomy places the organism in Eukaryota, Fungi, Ascomycota, Sordariomycetes, Xylariales, Xylariaceae. The coding region runs from base 235 to 435 and encodes 66 amino acids. The transcript has 3 exons.
GGGCGACUGGGCUUAUAUGCCGUCGCCCGCUCGACGCCACCAACGUACUGGCUUCAAGCUGAGGGCCUUGUUGUUUGAUACGCUGCCCCCAAACUCUACAAUCGCUUUCAAUGGAGCUGAAAGAAGCUCAAGUCUUCCGCCUAGAUGUUGAAACGCCGUUCAAACGUCUCAGCGAGAGAAAAGCGAUAUGUACACCACAUGGCUCGGGCCCCUUAGUCUGGAGCAAGGAUCGUCAUGCGCCAGAUGUCUCCAGAAUCAUUAGAUAUCUACGACUUUAUCCUCGAGCUCUUCCACAACUGUUUGGGUAACUGGGAUACCCUGAUCGGACAGAGCAUCAGCAGCGGAGAACUUGAUUGCUUGCUGACUUAUGCUGCAGCGUUUCUUUCUAAUCUUGGUAGUUACUUUGUGCGUCGAGGCCUCUCUACGGUGGAAUAGACAGCGCUAACAAAUAUUGGGAUCUGGAGACUAG